AUGAGGAAGAUGGGGAGCUCCUCAGAUCUUGAGGAAACAGACCACACUGAGGAGACGAAUGCUUCUGCUGAUGACUCACACAGCGAAGAAAACAGUCAUUCCGCCCAUGAAAACAGUCAAUGCAUAAAAAUAAAACAAGCCAAGUACGCCAUCUUUGGUUCACCAAAACCUAGAGGUCGACGUUUUGGCAAAGCAGACACUGAACGAGAAAUGGCCCCCAUGGACUCUGUCUAUCAAGUAGAAAGCAAAAUGAUGUCUCCAACAAUUAAGUUCCAUGUAAACAUUGAAAAAGGAAAACAGGGUAACCAGUUAACCAGGCAAAGUUCCUCUGUAGAAUCCACAAACAGCUGUAAGGACAGAACAUUCAAGUUGUACGAUCGGACCAGGAUUUUUGAUGCUGUGGCCUAUGGGGACUGUCAAGAAUUAGAUGAUCUUCUGGUUUAUUUACUCCGUACUCAGAAACAUCUUACCGAUAAAGAAUUUAAAGAACCAGAAACAGGGAAAACUUGUCUACUAAAAGCCAUUCUGAAUCUGAAUCAUGGAAAAAACUAUACCAUUCCACUCUUAUUAGAAAUUGCAGAGAAGACAGACAAUUUGAAAGAAUUCAUCAACGCAGCUUACACAGACACCUAUUACAGAGGUCAGACUGCUCUUCAUGUUGCUAUUGAACGAAGGAACAUGACCCUGGUGGAGCUCUUGGUACAAUAUGGAGCUGAUGUUCAUGCAAGAGCAGAUGGGGAAUUCUUCAGGAAAGCCAAAGGAAGGGCUGGAUUCUACUUUGGGGAACUGCCUCUGUCUUUAGCAGCGUGUACAAACCAGAUACAGAUAGUCCAAUACCUUCUUCAGAACCAGUACUCUCCAGCCAACAUUGCCGCCCGUGACUCCUUCGGAAACACAGUGCUGCACUCACUGGUUGACAUUGCAGACAACACUGUGGAGAACACAAAGUUUCUUACCAAGAUGUAUUCAGAAAUUUUGGUACUGGGUGCACAGAUAAAGCCUUCCCUGAGACUGGAGGAUAUUGCCAAUAAGAAAGGUCUCACUCCUUUAACUCUAGCAGCAAAAACUGGCAAAAUUGGGGUGUUUGCGUAUAUCCUUCGGAGGGAAAUAAAGAAUCCAGAGUGCCGACAUCUCUCUAGAAAGUUCACCGAAUGGGCUUAUGGGCCUGUCCACUCUUCUCUGUAUGAUCUGUCUGGUGUGGACACCAUGGAGAAAAACUGUGUGCUUGAGAUUAUUGCCUACAGCAAUGAGACACCGAACCGUCAUGACAUGCUUCUAGUAGAGCCUCUCAACAGACUUUUACAAGACAAGUGGGAUCGCUUUGUCAAACGUGUAUUCUACUUUAACUUCCUGAUGUAUGUGGCAUAUAUCACCAUCUUCACCAUAGCUGCCUACUACAGACCAGUGCAGGGCGACCCCCCAUUUCCAGUAGAUAGCAUGCUUCGUACCACAGGUGAAGUGAUCACGCUUUUAGGAGGAGUCUAUUUCUUUUUUAGAGGGAUCCAGUACUUCAUUCACAGACGUCCAACUAUAAAGGCAUUAGUGACUGACAGCCACAGUGAAGUCUUGUUUUUUAUUCAGUCUGUCUUUCUGCUGCUCUCUGCAUUCCUUUACUGUCUUGGGCAACAUGAAUAUGUGGCUUUUAUUGUGAUUUGUUUAGCCAUGAGCUGGGUCAAUGUCCUCUACUAUACCAGGGGGUUCCAGCAAAUGGGGAUCUAUGCUGUGAUGAUUGAGAAGAUGAUUGUGAGAGAUAUGCUUCGCUUCAUGCUUGUCUACAUUCUGUUCCUUAUCGGAUUUGCGGCAGCGCUGGUGACUCUUAUUGAAGAUGGAGACAGCACAAGGAAUGAAACGAGCUAUUCAAACACAAAACGUUGUUGCAAAGCAGAUCCGGCCUCUUUCAACAGCUUGUACUUCACCUGCCAAGAACUGUUCAAAUUUGCCAUUGGGAUGGGAGACCUGGAGUUUACUGAGAACUACAAGUACAAGACUAUAUUCGUCUUCCUACUGAUUACAUACGUCAUUCUCACCUACAUCCUCCUGCUGAACAUGCUGAUAGCUCUGAUGGGGGAGACAGUGAACAAGAUUGCUCAGGAGAGUAAAAGCAUCUGGAAACUGCAAAGGGCAAUCACUAUACUGGACAUUGAAAAAAGUAUGUUGAGCUACAUCACAAACAGAUUCCGAUCUGGAAAAUCUGUGCUGGUGGGAUUAACUCCUGAUGGCAAGGAGGAUUACAGAUGGUGCUUCAGAGUUGAUGAGGUAAAUUGGACCAAGUGGAACUCAAAUUUAGGAAUAAUCAAUGAAGAUCCUGGAAAUUGUGGAAUGAUGAAAAGUCCUCUGAAUGCUUCAUUUCGAAUAUCAAGAAAGAAAACAUGGAAAACCUUAGUGCCGCACAUCAGGGAAUUCAGCAUCAAAGGAAAGAGAGUGAAAGAACCAGAAGAAACCAAUGUGCAGCUGCAGCCCAUAUCAGAAGGUUUCACCGAACAGGAGUCCUUUGAAGAUGGGACAGCUAAGCCACUGUAA
Molecule: messenger RNA, 2520 nt
Organism: Nanorana parkeri
Lineage: Eukaryota; Metazoa; Chordata; Amphibia; Anura; Dicroglossidae
Gene: TRPV1
Product: transient receptor potential cation channel subfamily V member 1
Exons: 15
Coding region: 1-2520 (839 amino acids)
Biological process (GO): calcium ion import across plasma membrane
Cellular component (GO): membrane
Molecular function (GO): calcium channel activity; protein binding
Source: RefSeq, a predicted model, not a curated record